Molecule: messenger RNA, 741 nt
Organism: Aspergillus affinis
Lineage: Eukaryota; Fungi; Ascomycota; Eurotiomycetes; Eurotiales; Aspergillaceae
Exons: 5
Coding region: 1-741 (246 amino acids)
Source: RefSeq, a predicted model, not a curated record
AUGGGAGGCAAUCCAUCACCAAAGCCAUGGAACCCAGAACCCACACCGGGGAUUCCACCGCAUCUACUCAAACGAUUCGACCUCUCAACAUCCACCGUCUCCGAUAACACAUGCGGGUUCUACACCAGCGGCGAUUUUAACGUGGUCCGUCAGUGCGGCACCGACUCAGCAUGUCGAUUCCACGCCCCGAACACCGUCUAUCCCGGUAUGCUGGCCUGCUGCGCCAAGACCGGCGACGCAGGGUGUGUCGGUUUCUUCACCAAGUGCUACGAGUGGGCCGACGUCCAAACUAGGACCGCAUUGCUCGAUCAAACUGACGACCCAUUUGCCGUGUGCAGCGAGUACUUCGUGACGGCGUCGAUGUCGUGGAUUGAUGAUUUCGAAUUGAAAUCGUACGCCAACGCCGGGUUGACAACGGCGUCUUUGCCCGGCGGAGUGUCUGCCACGGCGACGGGCUCGACUGGGUCCUUGGGGUCUUCGACGCCCGUUGGAGCGAUCGUGGGUGGUGGCGUGAAGAAGCGCAAUGCAGCGGGUAUCGUGAUGAAUGGAGCCUCUGGGAAGCCGUUUGAUGGUGGACAGAAUUCCACGAAACAGCAGCCAGUGCCCGAGUUAUAUGGCAACGACAGCGCGCUGAAAUUCGAGUUGUCGAGCAAUGUCGUGGCGCAUGAAACUAGCGAGCUUCCGGGGUGUGAGGGACCUAUGAAACACGAGCUGCCAGUGUACGACACUUCGCAGAAAUAG